UCUCUCUCUCUCUCUCUCACUCUCACUCUCUCUCUCUCUCUCUCUCUCUCUCUCUCUCUCUCUCAUACUCUAUUGGGUUCGAUUUGUUCUUGAGUCUCUUUGUUGAAGCCUUCUGAUCAAACGCUGUUCUGGGUUUGAUUUCUUCUUCAAGCUCUUUUUGUUGAACCCUUCUGAUCAAGUUCUCUUUUGUCGAUUUGUUCUUGAAGAUCUCUCUUCUGGCUCAAUUUUCUCUCUCUUAAAUCUGUGUGAUCAAACCUUUAAGUACUCUGAGAUAAAUAUUAGAAAAAACUGAGAAUGGUACGUUUGAGUAACAACCUUGUAGGCAUACUCAACAUCCUCACAUUCCUCCUCUCAAUCCCCAUUCUCGCUGGAGGCAUAUGGCUCUCACGCCAAGCCAACACAGAAUGUGAACGCUUCCUUGAAAAGCCUGUAAUCGCCCUUGGAGUCUUCCUCAUGGUUGUCUCUCUAGCUGGCAUCAUAGGCGCAUGUUGCCGAGUCUCAUGGCUUCUCUGGUUCUACCUACUUGUCAUGUUCCUCCUCAUAGUCCUUCUCUUUUGUUUUACUAUUUUUGCUUUUGUGGUGACUAACAAAGGUGCUGGGGAGGUUGUGUCUGAGAGAGGGUAUAAGGAGUAUAGGCUUGGGGACUAUUCCAAUUGGUUGCAGAAGAGGGUGAAUAGUCAGAAGAAUUGGAACAGGAUUAAGAGUUGUUUGCAGGAUAGUAAGGUUUGUCGGAGCUUGAUUGAUGAUGGGUCUAAUACCCCGGCUGAAACGUUCUACAAAGAACACCUCUCUGCCCUUCAGUCUGGUUGCUGUAAGCCAUUGGAUGACUGCAACUUCACCUAUGUUACCCCAACAAACUGGACUAAGACAGCCAAAGGAUCCACUAACCCAGACUGUGUUGCAUGGGACAGUGACCCGAGCAUUCUGUGCUACAACUGCCAGUCAUGCAAGGCUGGGCUGCUGGACAACAUCAAGAGUGACUGGAAGAAGGUGGCUGUUUUGAACUUCAUAUUCCUCGUCUUCCUCAUUGUUGUCUACUCCAUUGGAUGCUGUGCAUUCCGGAACAACAGGGAGGACAAUGCAUGGAAACGAUAUCCUUGAGGUUAUUUUGAAUGGGUUCUAGUAGAUAUUAGUGUUUAGAAGGAGGGCGAGUGAGGUUUUUAGAGUUGCUACUUAUCUGUUGCAUUCUACGUUAUUGUUCUUCUAUAUUGGUUUCGUCCUUGUAUAGCCUUACUGGUUUUGACUUGAUCAAACCAUAUCGGAUCUAUAAGAUUUAUAUUCUUAGCCAAAAUUUGAUCUUUCCGUUUGAUGGGUGCAUUACUUCACUGCAAUUUGCUGCUGCAUUGGUGAAUGUGUUGUGCACGUGUGUGGGAAUUGAGAGAAUCUACAUAUAGGAUGUUGAUUUCAUCCCUCCUCUUCACUGCAUAUUCUUGAAUGCAUUUUAUUUUUUGAUCACUGGUUGAAUGCAUUUGUUUGUGUGUACCUAUGUCAAGGGCAUUGACAACCUUUCUUGUUGAUGAAAC
Ilex paraguariensis (yerba mate) is the source of this 1523-nucleotide messenger RNA. The record is from the annotation of a GenBank genome assembly. Lineage: Eukaryota; Viridiplantae; Streptophyta; Magnoliopsida; Aquifoliales; Aquifoliaceae.